This is a messenger RNA of Scylla paramamosain (green mud crab), 2855 nucleotides long. RefSeq names its product intraflagellar transport protein 81 homolog. Bases 407 to 2446 code for a protein of 679 amino acids. NCBI's taxonomy places the organism in Eukaryota, Metazoa, Arthropoda, Malacostraca, Decapoda, Portunidae. Gene Ontology annotation, cellular component: intraciliary transport particle B; cilium; centrosome. Gene Ontology annotation, molecular function: tubulin binding. The transcript has 15 exons. Gene Ontology annotation, biological process: intraciliary transport; cilium assembly. The record is from RefSeq and is a predicted model, not a curated record.
AAUAUAAAAAAAAGUCCGUAAAAAAAGCGCGUUAAAUAUCGCACAAUAUCAUGAAAAGUAACACUAAUAACCCAACAGAACAAUUUUUUUUAGUUAGCUUUACACAUGGCACUAAAAACAAUACUAAUUACUCUGAAUACCUUACGUUUCAUGUUUCGAGGAUUUUUAACUUCCAAAGCAAUCAGUUGGGUGCACAUAUAACCAUUCCGUAGAUUAGUUCUUAUGAAGCUGAAAACACAGGGAGGAAGCUGGGCGUCACCGUCACCAUGACAACGGUACACAACAGAGCGACACAUUGUAACAUUCCAGUGCGCAGAGACAACGAAGUUGGGCAACCUUUACUGCAAUAACUUCAAAACUACAAUACAGAUUUGAAGUGCUGGAAACAGGUGACUGACAAGCAACCAUGAGUGAGGAAAUCAAGUUUAUAGUGGGUGAGCUGAACAAGCCGCCCUACAGUCGCAACUACAACCUCAUCUCCUUUGACAGCCUGAAUGCAGAGUCUUUGCUGCAGGUUCUCAAUGAUGUAUUCGCUGAGAUUGACUCCAAGAACAAGUUGGACAUUCGGGAGGAGGAGCCAGAGCAGAUGGCCGUCAGGAUGCUGGGGAUGCUGCGGAUUCUCAAGUACAAACCUCCAGAUGAAGCAAUGAACAAUUUCCGUCAAGGGUUGGUAUCUGGGGACAAGCACGUCAUCUACCCCAUCCUGAUGUGGCUGCUGCAGAGGAUGGACGAGCUGAAGAAGAGAGCAUACCUGGCCAAGUACCUCGUGAAGCUAGAUGUUCCUGCGGAGAUGCUUGGUGAUGCAGACGUGGCUGAUGUGCAUGCUAAGUACGAGGAACUCAUUGACCAGUUCAAGAAUGUGCACCGGGAGUAUGAGGCACUGCGGACAAGUGGGUUCUCUACGGCAGAACUGCGGCGGGACAUCACAGCCAUGGAGGAGGAGCGGGACCUGGUGUUGCGCAGGAUUGAGAGGAUGAAGCAGAAGGUUGAAGGAACCCCAAACAAUGAUGCUAUGUUGAUAUCAGCACGAGGUUUGCGACAGGAGAGGGAGAAACAGAAGGAGAUGGUCCAACAGAAAGCCAACCUUCAGGCAGCCAGUCAGUUGCUGGAGCAGAGAAUAUCCCGUCUGCAGGCACAGCUCAAGGACAUCCGCAAGGCUGGCAUAGGCACCACUCCUGAAGGGUUGCUGCAGAGGCUUGAGGAGGACAUGAACGUGAACAGCUAUAUAGUGAAGGAGAAGCUGCCCAAGGAGGUGGCAAUGAGGCAGCGGCUGGUGGAGACCCUGCAGCGUGUGGCAGCUCAGCCAGCCAUGGGGCAGCAGGAGAUAGACCAAGUUAACAAACAGAUUCAGUUCCUGACCAGUGAAAUCAACAACUUGAAUGAAGCACGCAUGAAGGAGGUGGAGGAGGAUGAGAGUCCAGAGAGCAAGGUUGGGAAGCUGUCAUUUUUCCGUCAGAAUGCUGCCAUCAUCAACAGGAAGAAGGAGCAGACGGCUGAGAAGCUGAAUGAGCUGCGUGGUGAAAUAACAAAUUAUCGGGAGGAUAUGAGGGAAAAACAAGAGCAGCUGAAGCAGUUUUCUGGAGAGCAGGUGUUGCGUGGAGAGGAGUUCAAGCGGUACGUCAACAAGCUGCGCGGCAAGAGCUCUGUGUACAAGAUGAAGCGUGCCGAGCUGAGUGACCUGCGGGCUGAGUAUGGCAUCCUCAGCAGGACUGAGGAGAUACUCAAGGCCAAGGAUGCACAGUUGCUGGAGCAGCUGAAUGCAAUGGAGGCUAAGAUGGGAGUGUCAGGUUUCCAUGAAGCUCAGGAGAGCAUGGAGAAGGUGUCCUCCAUGAAGGCCACCAUUGAUAUCCGGAAGGGAGAGACUCUGGAGGAGAUGUCCAGCAUGGUGAUGGAGCUGAACAGGAAGAUUGCCGAGAGGAAGGCACAUUUAGCUCCCAUCAUCAAGGAGCUUCGCCCACUGAGGCAAAAGAUGCAGGACCUGACUGUGGACUACAAUGAGAAGAAGCACUCCUAUGACUCUGUGGCAGCUGGACUGGACUCUAACAUGGCUAAACUGGAACAAGAAGUCAAGGGUCUGCGAGAUGAAAUAAUAAAGUCAGAGACUCAAUUCCAACUGCAGACAGCUGAGAAGGAAAUCAUGAGCUUCAAGCAGCAACAAGCGAGUGAUGAGAUCAAGCUGUACCUCUCCAAUGAUCCCCAAGACAAAAAGAAAUCCCUAAGGGAGCAGCUGGUGACCAAUAUAGCAGAGCAGGAACGACUUGGGCGUCUCCUGCGGGAGGAUCAAAAGGCAGCAAAGGACCUGGUCCAGACAUCUGCCAAGCAGCUUGGGAUGUGGCGGGAUGUUGUUAAACUCCUGGAGGUGAAGAAGAAGUGUCUGGAGGCGGCUCGGAAUGGCAUGGGAGUGAUGACCAGGAGCAUUGGUGGGGAGGCCUUGGUACUGACGUAAGCUGGCCACUGGUGCUUUGAAGGGUGCUCAUCUAUACUGCUGUUGGCCAACCUUCUUGCUAACCUGAAAAUUGGAGAAAAAAAGAGGACGUAAACUUCAGGAGCCUAUUAUGACCUAUUAGAUGUGACAGUAAUGUGAUAUUUUCAAUUUCCUUGAACUCAAUAGCCAUUUUCACUGUCAGGAACACCAAGGAGGGAUUCCAAACAUUUUAUAUCGUACAGUGUUAGUUUCAAUGUAGGUAAAUAUGUAAUGUCCAUUGCUUUGAUCUACACUGAGUUCCUGAGUCUAUACUGAGGCUUUUCUUGUUCUUGUUCCUGUAUGGGUUAGUUCUUGCAUGGAUGAUUUUAUUCUUCUAGCAAAGUUUAAUAGUGUAUAUCAUAAAGGUGUAAAGGUGUUUUCCUGAUUAACA